UGGGCCCAUUCUAAGUUUUUUUUUUCUUCGGCUUCUCGCUUUGAUUUUCCAGUGAAAACUGAAAACAUUGCGGGCCUUCAGCAGAAGUAUACCCAAAGCGGUGGUGUCAGACCCUUUGGUCUUUCUACUCUUAUCGUCGGCUUUGACCCUUACUCUCGUGUCCCUUCGCUCUAUCAGACUGAUCCAUCUGGCACUUUCUCUGCUUGGAAAGCUAAUGCUACCGGGAGAAACUCCAACUCUAUUAGGGAAUUUCUUGAGAAGAACUUCAAAGAAACCUCUGGCCAAGAGACUGUUAAACUCGCUAUCCGUGCUCUGCUUGAGGUUGUUGAGAGCGGAGGAAAGAACAUUGAGGUAGCUGUGAUGACACGGGAGGAAAGUGGACUUCGCCAGCUAGAAGAAGGUGAAAUUGAUGCUAUUGUGGCCGAGAUCGAAGCAGAAAAGGCAGCUGCUGAAGCAGCUAAGAAAGGCCCUCAAAAGGAAACUUGAUAUAUCUCCACUUCGGUUUAUGUACCUUUUUUUUUUGAUGUUUGUGAUUCAGCAGCUAUUUCUUGCUUUUCGAUAGUUUUUUUAGGUAACAUGUUAAAUUAUUAUACCAAGUUUUCAGUUUGUGACAUAAAUUAUAUAGAAACUACUAGCAUGAUGCAGAUAUUAAACUAAACACAACUUA
This is a messenger RNA of Brassica rapa (field mustard), 667 nucleotides long. RefSeq names its product proteasome subunit alpha type-7-B. The record is from RefSeq and is a predicted model, not a curated record. Lineage: Eukaryota; Viridiplantae; Streptophyta; Magnoliopsida; Brassicales; Brassicaceae. Gene Ontology annotation, cellular component: proteasome core complex.